Messenger RNA from Colletotrichum higginsianum IMI 349063, 2640 nucleotides. Its product is annotated as Thermostable alkaline protease. Bases 1 to 2640 code for a protein of 879 amino acids. Lineage: Eukaryota; Fungi; Ascomycota; Sordariomycetes; Glomerellales; Glomerellaceae. Gene Ontology annotation, biological process: proteolysis. The transcript has 4 exons. Gene Ontology annotation, molecular function: protein binding; serine-type endopeptidase activity. The record is from RefSeq and is a predicted model, not a curated record.
AUGCCGGCUGUUUCCAAACCAAAGGCUGUCGACAACACUCCAGAGCAUUCAAGCCUUGAGAACCGGACGAACCUCAGUCUUCAGGACUUCAAUAGAGCUAUCAGAGAGGCCUCCCAGAUUAAAGAAGCUGACCCAGAAAGGGCUGCCGAGUUGAUCCUGGACGCGAUGUUGUGGGACGUCGUCAAGAAACUCCCCCGCGACGACCCUGGCGUCGUAGUAGCGUGGCACCAUCUCGGGGAGUGCUUCUUCCUCAUGGAGAACUAUGGUGAAGCCGAGAGAUUUUACCGACAGGUUUUUCAAGCUCGGAGAUCCCAGAAGUCCCCCAAUUCUUCGAUGAUUCUGCGGGCCCGACAGGAUCUAACGGCCUCGCUCAUCGAGAUCGCCAAAGAAGAGGAGACACGAGAUGUUGCGAGAUCCGAGAAGCUCUACUUCGAGGCACUGGGCUUCGCCGUGGAGAGCAUGAAUGAAGAAGCCAACGACAAACGAGGCGAGGACAUUGAUGAUGUCCUUCAUUGCACUAAAGCCUUGCUGAAAAACCAAGACCGAAAGCCCUUGGAGCUUGCCGAGCUGAAUCGGACUCGUUUCCAGGCGUUCGUCCAAAUCGACGACGACAUGGAAGACGAGGAACUACUUGACAUGCAAUACCACGGGAUUGUGGCAACUAAACACUUCACCGUGGAGCUGGAGGAUCGAAAGAGCGGGUACGAGGUUUACGACACUCUUCAGUCUCGGAUACGGGAGUAUGGCGCCGAGGAUCCCGAUCAGUCCGAAACGGCAGUGUGCAUAGGAGAAGAAGUCGAAGACGAGUGGAGGAAAGCCACAGGGCUUCUGGCUCGUAAGAGAUGGAGACGGUGCCUGGAACAGGUGCGCGCUGAAGUGAGGAGGGAUGUCCUACCACGAAAGAAGCAGAUUCGGGACAAGUGGCAUCUCAUUUGCCGCAGACUAAUGGCCAAGCAAAAAUGGCAGAGGGUGUUGUCAGAAGCCAGGAAGACGGCCAGGUGGAACAUCACUUGCCGCAGGAGGCUGGUUAUGGACCAGUGGAACUCAUUGGUCCAAGAGGCUUUGCAGAGGAAGAGGGACGAAGAGGAAAACAGGAAGAAGGAGGAGCUUAAAAAGUUAGAAGAGGAAGAGAAAAAGAGGAAGAUAGAGGAAGACCAAAAGAGGAAGAGGGAUGAAGAGCAGAAGGCACUAGAACAAGAAGAGGAAAGGAGGAAAAGGGAGAUUGAAGAGAAGCGGAUGGCGGAGGAGGAGGAGAGGAGGAGGUAUGAGGAGAAGGUGAGACUAGAAGAGGAAGAGGAAAAGAGAAGAGAUGAGGAAAAUCGUCUCAAAAGGUUGGACGAAGAGAGAGAACAGAAAAUGAGGGAGAAGGAAUUUGAAGAUAGGCAAAGAGAGGAGGAGGAGCAUGCAAAACAGAGCGCAAGGGAGGCGGAAGAAGAAGAGGCUAUGAAGAGGGAGAUAAAUAUGCUGCAAGAUCUCGAGAUUCAGCAAGGGAUCAGCAGAACGGACACAGGAUAUUCGGAGUGGUCAGAACCUGAUACAGAGCCCGCCUUUUUCGAUUCGGAGAGUAUCCUUAGCAGCAUACAGAACAGCGAGAAGUGGAUGAAGGACUUCAUCAGGUCUCGCAACACGAUUCUCAGUCCUCAGCAUGACAAAAACAUGGAACGAGUCAGGGUUACCAUCAUCGAUACCGGCCUCGACAGAACCCAUCCGUUCGUCAUCAAGCGACGAUGGCAAGAUUCCAGGCAAGCAGCAAACAAAAAGGUUGCUCUCUUUCAGGACUUCGUGACGGAGAACCCCAGCACCGAAGCAAUCGACGAGGACGGGCAUGGCACUUUUAUCGCUGGAAUCGUGCUUCAACUCGCACCACUCGUUGAGCUCUCCAUAGCUCGAGUGGCCACGACCCGGGCCUCCCUGAUGAAGGACCCCGACGCGGAGGGGAAAGUGACAAAGGCAAUCAUCCAUGCCAUCACGGAAUGGGACACAGACAUCAUCUCAAUGUCGUUUGGGUUCCGGACGUACAAAACCCAAGAAUUCCGAGCAGCAAUCGGCAGGGCCAACUGGGAAAACAAGAUUCUCUUCGCGGCCGCGGGCAACUUUGGGAACUCAAAAGCCAACGUUUCUUUCCCGGCUCGGUUCCCGGGAGUCUUCAAGAUCUUCGCGACCGACCACCAGGGUGGGAAGUGUUCCUUCAGCCCGAGCCCAGACCUCGAAAAGAGCUACUGCUUCAGCAUCCUGGGCCACGACGUCGUGUCUAUCUGGCCCGAGGCCAUGAGGGACAAAGACGGGGAGACGCCGCUGAAGGUGGUGGACAAGAAGAAGUCCCCCGGGCUCUGGGUCGCCAUGUCGGGGACCUCGUUCGCGACGCCCAUCGCCGCGUCGGUCGUCGCCAUCCUGUACCAGUUCUACGACGCGAACAAGGCCGAGAUCAACCUCGAGCCGGGGCUGGACUUCAAGACGGUCGACGCCGUCCGGGCCAUACUCUUGAAGAUGAGCAUGGCGCCCACCGCCGACCAGCACAACUACCUCAACCCUUGGGUGGGCCGGGACAACUACUUCAAUUUCAGCGGUGAAGAGAAGAACGGUUCUGUUUCCUUUUUCGCUCAGAUGCUGAGGCUUUGCUUAGGUGCUUGGGUCAAGUAG